Messenger RNA from Diaporthe batatas, 360 nucleotides. RefSeq lists its product as uncharacterized. NCBI's taxonomy places the organism in Eukaryota, Fungi, Ascomycota, Sordariomycetes, Diaporthales, Diaporthaceae. The coding region runs from base 1 to 360 and encodes 119 amino acids. The transcript has a single exon. The record is from RefSeq and is a predicted model, not a curated record.
AUGGAUUCCUUUUACGACAUGAAAAACAACAACACCGCCUACAGCAGCGAGUCUAAGCUCAACACCAGCUCCAACCCGGGCUCCAAGCACGAUGCGUCCAACAUGAACCAGGCCAGCUCAAACCGCAACCCUCGCCGCAGGGCAAGCAAGUCCUCCUAUUAUUUUGGCCACCGCGCCAAGCAGUCCUCGGGCAGCAGCUUCUCCUCCUCUUCUGACAAGAGCGAGUACAACUGGCCUUUUCCUGGCGAAGACGGCCCCACCGGCUCCAGUCAGGCCAGCGUUUUUGCACCCCCGGCCAGCGAGAGCACCCCGUCACAACAGAUGAUUCUGAGAGAGAUUGGGGCAGCACUGACGCUGUGA